GCACAGCGACGACGGAGCCGUGUCGGUUCGUGACGCGUACGGAACCAGUUUCGGAUCAGGAACCGGUUUGGAACUAGUUCCCUUCGGUUUUUCGGCUCCCUGCGAGAGCCGAGCAACGUGCGAGUCCACGAAUGGCACUCCGACCGGAUUGCUCGGUAGGAUCGCAACGUCGACGCACAUAAGCAACGAACAUGACCGACAACAUGGAGCCGAGAGAGGACACGAUCGACGUUUACACGGAAGUCAAAGUGGAGCCGCCGACUCUUCGGUACGCCGAGGAGGAGCAAGAGAAGAGCUUUACGCACUUCGAGAAUACCAACGCGGUACCCACGUGUGUGAACGUAGCUACGUGGAACUUGUGGACCAGUAAGGCCACCUCGUGCCUCAUCAACCGAUACAAAAAGUACCGGUUGAUGGUCGGGCAAUCGACGCAGAUCAGGAGUCUACGGGAGAUGUUCGAGAUGAUAUCGUUGGAGAUGCAGAAUUACGGUUUCUAUUUUAGCCCACAGAAGUGUGAGAACAAGUGGCGGGUGUUGGAGCGCAAGUAUAAGAACCUGGUGUUUCGCGAACGGUUGAAAAAGCCCGGCAGGAUGAGGCACUAUGGACAAUGGGAGCACAAGCGAGCCAUGGACGAGAUUUUUAACGAGAUUUCUACAGAGAAAAAGAAGUACGCGUACCUGGAAGAGAACGGGCCGCAGUCAGCGAGCCGCUCGGUCACAUAUUCCCCGAAUAUGCCGAAACUUAGCCGUGAUCAAGAUAGCGAUAGACAACAAGAGGACCCUUUGGCGCCGUCAUUAACGUCGCAUGACGCUACGAUCAACGAAAGGAACAACGAGACGCCGGUUCAGCGAACACUAACGGUAAUGUUCGAGAAAUUCUUCGAGGAAUUGAAAAGGAAUUUCGCGCUGGCCGAACAGAACAAGGAGAGACGACACAAGGAGAAGAUAGCCGUGAGACAAAAAGAGCUGGAACUGAAGAAUAAGCUUCUGAAGCUGAAGGAACAGAAGAUGGAAGUGCAAAAGUGUCAGAUCAUCGCUGCCGCGCAGAAUUUCGCUUUGAACAGGAACUGACAAUGUUCACCAGCCAAGUAACCUGGAUUUUUAAACAAUUAAACAUAUCACGCUUAUUUCUUUCUUUAUAGUCUUGCUCGACAUUCCCGUCGAUUAUAUGACUGUGUAAUGAGAGAUUUAUUAAAACUCCUAACUCCUCUUGUA
Messenger RNA from Harpegnathos saltator (Jerdon's jumping ant), 1214 nucleotides. RefSeq lists its product as uncharacterized. Bases 192 to 1070 code for a protein of 292 amino acids. The transcript is spliced from 2 exons. The record is from RefSeq and is a predicted model, not a curated record. Lineage: Eukaryota; Metazoa; Arthropoda; Insecta; Hymenoptera; Formicidae.